CCUAAUCUCAAAACCCCAUUUUGCACUGCAGCUGCAGGGAAGGGAGGGACAGUCAAAAGAAUGAUGGUGCAGUGGUGGCGCUCCGCCGGCGGCCACCUCCGAAGAGUGGGAGAGAGCCGUUGGUCCUCGUCAGGAUUCCGUUGUAGUCAUUACCACACGAUCCAAGCCAUUCCAAGAGAGUGCAGUGGCAGCAGAGUCUCAGCCAGAGACAGAAUGCAAGGUCGAAUACCGGUCGUCGUUUUCUUCCAGAACCUUCUAGAAAAAAACCCCGAAGCUCGAUCGGCGUCGAAGAAGCACUUGCUCACCGUCGAGAAGAAGCAGAUUAAGGCAAUUUUCAACUCCGUCGAAGCUCCUUUCUUCUGCUCCACACGUUUUCCGCUCCAGAUCCGUGCCGGAUCCGGUUCCUCUCAUUUGCUUGAAUCUGGAACCGUGUUACCUAUCAAGAUUCAUAGGGACGAAGAGAGUGGACAGAUUCUGAAUAUGGUGUUUGUUUGGGCUGAAGACGGAAUGGAUUUGAAGGUUGAUGUGCCUAUUGUUUUCAGAGGGGAAGAUACUUGUCCUGGUCUCCAGAAAGGGGGAAUUUUGAAUAAGAUCAGAACUAGUCUAAAGUAUUGUUGUCCAUCUGAACACAUUCCUUCAAAAAUUGUUGUGGACGUGAGCAAUCUUGAUAUUGAAGAUAGGAUAUUCACGCGUGACAUUGAGGUUCAUCCAUCCUUGAAGCUUCUGAGUAAGAAUGAAAACAUGCCCAUAUGUAAAAUAGUUCCAACAAGCUUGGGAAACAAAGAACCUGUUUGCGAGUGAUCACCAAAGCAAUAUGCUAGAUUUGAUAAAUUGACAUUCAUUGGGAGAAAUGAGGAACCAGAGAUGCAAUUUCCAAAUAAACAGGGUUAACACCCUAAUUUGGUUAUACGUUGUAGCAGUGAUGACUGCAAACACAUUAGAUGUAACAACUGUUUAAUGUGUUAGCCUUUAUUGGCAUUCCAAUACGAGUGACUCUUGAUUUCUAAUGGAUUAAUGAUUUCCUGCAUGUUCGAGUUAGAUAUUACAUUAAUAUUUUCAUAUGGCACCGUUUGUAAGUGGCAUGUCACUUGGAUGAUGUUUUGGAAGGACAAACUUAGAUUGACCCAAUUCCCUAUGUACUGCUUUCUUUAUGAUCGCAAAAGUUACUUUGACAAUAAAGAUAUCAGUCUAAACAUACAUGCCGUGUAGACGCGGUUUACUUUUAU
Molecule: messenger RNA, 1226 nt
Organism: Abrus precatorius (Indian licorice)
Lineage: Eukaryota; Viridiplantae; Streptophyta; Magnoliopsida; Fabales; Fabaceae
Product: 50S ribosomal protein L25
Exons: 3
Coding region: 61-801 (246 amino acids)
Biological process (GO): translation
Cellular component (GO): cytosolic large ribosomal subunit
Molecular function (GO): 5S rRNA binding
Source: RefSeq, a predicted model, not a curated record